AUGCCUGAAGACGUUACCAUGACUGCAACUGAAGAUGUUGAGACCUUCGCUUUCCAAGCUGAGAUUGCUCAGCUUAUGUCUCUCAUCAUCAACACCUUCUACUCCAACAAAGAAAUCUUUUUGCGAGAAUUGGUAUCCAACUCUUCUGAUGCAUUGGACAAAAUUCGUUACGAGUCGUUGACUGAUCCAUCCAAAUUGGAAUCUGGCAAAGACUUACACAUUAAAAUCAUCCCCAAUGCGGAAGAAAAAACUUUGACCAUUAUUGACACUGGUAUCGGUAUGACCAAAGCUGAUCUAGUCAACAACUUGGGAACCAUUGCCAAAUCUGGUACCAAGGCUUUCAUGGAAGCUUUACAAGCUGGAGCUGACAUUUCCAUGAUUGGUCAAUUUGGUGUGGGUUUCUAUUCCGCCUAUUUGGUAGCUGACAAGGUUACUGUUGUUUCUAAACACAACGAUGACGAACAAUACUUGUGGGAAUCUGCUGCCGGAGGUUCAUUCACCAUCCGUACUGAUCCCGGUGAACCAUUGGGCCGUGGUACCAAGAUUGUCCUUCAAAUCAAAGAAGACCAAGCCGAGUUCCUUCAACAAGAAAAAAUUACCAGCAUCAUCAAGAAGCACUCUCAAUUCAUUGGCUACCCGAUCAAAUUAAUCGUUGAGAAUGAACGUACCAAAGAAGUCAGUGACGAUGAAGCUGAAGAAGAAAAGAAGGAAGAAGUUGAAGGGGAAACAGAAGAAGACAAAAAACCCAAAAUUGAGGAUGUCGGUGAAGAUGAAGACGAAGACAAAAAAGAUGAGGACAAAGACAAGAAAAAGAAGAAGACCAUUAAAGAAAAGUACUUGGAUGAAGAGGUCUUGAACAAAACAAAACCAAUCUGGACACGCAACCCUGAUGAUAUCAGCCAAGAUGAAUAUGGUGAAUUCUACAAAUCCUUGACCAACGACUGGGAAGACCAUUUAGCUGUCAAACACUUCUCUGUGGAAGGACAACUUGAAUUCAGAGCAUUGUUGUUCAUUCCCAAGCGUGCGCCUUAUGAUAUGUUUGAGAACAAAAAGAAGAAGAACAACAUUAAAUUGUACGUUCGUCGUGUUUUCAUCAUGGACAACUGUGAAGACCUCAUGCCAGAAUACUUGAACUUCAUCAAGGGUGUUGUUGACAGUGAAGAUUUGCCGUUGAACAUUUCCCGUGAAAUGCUCCAACAAAACAAGAUCUUAAAGGUUAUCAGGAAGAACUUGGUUAAGAAAUGUUUGGAAUUGUUCGAGGAAUUGGCAGAAGACAAGGACAACUACAAGAAGUUGUACGAACAGUUCAGCAAAAACUUGAAACUUGGAAUCCACGAGGAUAGCCAAAACAGAAAGAAACUCUCAGACUUGUUGAGAUUCCAUUCUUCAGCCAGUGGCGAUGAAUCAUGCUCCCUCAAGGAAUAUGUUGCACGUAUGAAGCCAAAUCAAACACACAUUUACUACAUCACUGGUGAAAGCCGCGAACAAGUGUCCAACUCAUCAUUUGUUGAACGUGUUAAGAAACGUGGUUUUGAGGUUAUUUACAUGACUGAACCCAUCGAUGAAUACGUCGUUCAACAAAUGAAAGAAUAUGACGGCAAGAACUUGGUAUCUGUCACCAAGGAAGGGUUAGACUUGCCCGAAACUGAUGAAGAAAAGAAGAAACGCGAGGAUGAUCAAUCCAGAUUUGAAAAGUUGUGCAAAGUUGUUAAGGACAUUUUGGACAAGAAAGUUGAGAAAGUUGUCAUCAGUAACAGACUUGUUGAGUCUCCCUGUUGCAUUGUCACAUCACAAUACGGUUGGACUGCCAACAUGGAACGUAUUAUGAAGGCACAAGCACUCAGAGAUUCGUCUACCAUGGGUUAUAUGUCGGCCAAAAAACACUUGGAAAUCAACCCAGACCACCCAAUCAUUGAGACACUCAGACAAAAGGCUGAAGCUGAUUCUAAUGACAAAGCCGUCAGAGACUUGGUCAUGCUUUUGUUCGAGACAAGCUUGUUGUCAUCUGGUUUUGGACUUGAAGAUCCACAAGUUCACGCUUCGAGAAUCCACCGAAUGAUCAAAUUGGGUUUGGGCAUUGAUGAGGAUUUGCCAGUAGCUGAAGAGAAAUCCGCUGAAGUUGAAGCCUCCGAGCCUGUUGUCGAAGCUGAUGCUGAAGAUUCUUCUCGUAUGGAAGAAGUUGAUUAA
Macrosiphum euphorbiae (potato aphid) is the source of this 2187-nucleotide messenger RNA. The record is from the annotation of a GenBank genome assembly. NCBI's taxonomy places the organism in Eukaryota, Metazoa, Arthropoda, Insecta, Hemiptera, Aphididae.